ACACCGUCGGCAUAACCUUCACAUUGCCGCGAUGGCUACGUUUCCGGGGAAUUGUCAGUUUGAGAAAUGAAAUAAUAUUUGCUUGUUUUUAAGUCAAAGUUUGAAUAAAAUACUUGAUGACAUUUGAGGAUAAUUUUCUAUGAAUGUGAAUUAUUAUGAUUAGACCGCAGACGAAGGUACCAGCUGGUCACUGGACUCGAUGUGAUUUUUGUAGAGAAAAAAUCAAUUUCAAGUCGCCGCGAGAGUUUUGCCGUCAUUUAAGAGACUUUCAUUGCACUAAAGAAGGUGGUUCUUAUGUAUGUAAAUAUGGGAAAAACAAUGUUUGUUUGUCACUACCUGUUGAUGGAGUAAGUGACUUGGACUACGAGGAACACAUCAUGAGGGAACAUGUCAAUCAAAGUGCAGAGGGAACAAACUCGGCAUUGCAGAGAUUACAUGCAAGCGCCCAGCGACCAAUGCCAAACCCAGAACCCUCUGUCGUGCAGGAUCAGCACAAAUGGACAGUUUAUAAUUCAAAAGUCAAUUUACCAGCUGCGUUAAAUGACCCACGUUUGGUUAAAAGAGAAACAGACUUUUUUACAAAGACAUGGGGAGUUGAUUUCUAUGAAAAAUCUUACCUGCCAUCUUCACCUUACGUCCAGGAGAUCAAUAGAGGGCAUUUCCAAACUUAUAUCAAUAGAACUUCUGAGAGAUUUAAAAAGCACAGUAGAGAAUUACAGGCAGUGGUUGAAGGGAGAGGACCGGAAACACACCUUACUAAAAUGGUCAGACAAGCAGAGAAAAACAGAACGGAGCUUGAACAGAUCCCAAAAUUAUUUUUAUUACCAAAUUUCAAUUUGGAAAAUCCUGAUACAUUUAAUGCUGUGUUUCCAUGGACACAAGUUGAGGAGUCGAAGGUGAAUCAGGCUGGUAGCCGACAUUCUUCCAAGUUGUUACAGGAAAAACUGAGUCAUUAUCUAGACAUAGUCGAAGUACAGAUAGCCCAGCAAAUCUCGCGGAGAUCCGAGGCUUUCUUUCAUGCAAUGACGUCACACGAUGAACUGCAGGAGAAAAUGAAAGUCACAUGUGCAAGGAUCAAGUAUCUCAGGGAUAAAAUCAACAAUAUGGAUACAAUGAUGGCCAAGGAAUCAUUAAAAGUGCUGAAACUAACAAAGUCACGGUCAAGUUAUGUUCACCUGCAUAAUAAGUUAAAAUUAAUGGCAACUGUUCACCAGACUCAGCCUACUAUACAAACUUUGUUGUCUACCAAUGAGUUUGUUGGUGCAUUAGAUCUCAUCUCAACUACACAAGAAGUUCUCUCUCAGGAGCUGGCAGGGGUUCAUAGUCUUAGGCAUUUAGGUUCCCAACUGGCAGAGUUACAGAAGCUGAUAGAUAUAAUGAUACAAGAAGAAUUCCAUAAGCACGUCACGUCGGAGCUGAACCGACCCAUGUCAGAUUCUACACCACUGCUUGAUGAGGAAAAACUUGUGGCAACAUUAUUUGGGAUGUUAAGACUUCAGAAAUUUCAGUUUCUUGAUGUAUAUAGAGAUGAAACCUUCACUGGUAUGAAGGCAGUGGUAAAACAAAUAAAUUUGAAUUUCAGUUUAGCGGACCAGAUGAGAUUAUUAAAUUAUACACAAUGGAUGGAGCUGAUGAAAAAUAUAUUCCACAAUUUAUUGAUUGUUCUUGAAAGAGCAAAGUCAUUCCAUGGAAUUGUUGUAGAUGUACUGGGUAUAGCUGCUGGUAAAACCAAGGUUCCUACACCGUUACAUUCACCUAUAGAGGAUAGAAAUGGCCCUCUAGAGGAACCUUUACAUUUACAUGUCUCUGUAAGUGAUGAUGUUGAUGUGAUGAUCACAAUGGAGGAAUACCACAAGACGAUAGGUGGUUUACGAGAACUUCUUAACUCUGUAUGUGAUCACGCCCAUGAUAGAUGUGUUAAAGUUGUUACUGCAAGAGCCAGG
This is a messenger RNA of Ruditapes philippinarum (Manila clam), 1943 nucleotides long. Its product is annotated as vacuolar protein sorting-associated protein 54-like. NCBI's taxonomy places the organism in Eukaryota, Metazoa, Mollusca, Bivalvia, Venerida, Veneridae. The record is from RefSeq and is a predicted model, not a curated record. Gene Ontology annotation, cellular component: GARP complex. Gene Ontology annotation, molecular function: syntaxin binding. The transcript is spliced from 13 exons. The annotation marks the transcript as partial. Gene Ontology annotation, biological process: retrograde transport, endosome to Golgi; Golgi to vacuole transport.